UUUUUUUUUUUUUUUAAUCCCCGCACCAAGCGCUUAACCUCAUUGGGGUGGAGGAGAAGGCGGCGGCUGUCCGGUCCGCAGCCCCAACAGUUGUGAAUAAUAGAGCUAAUGGACUGCUGAACUAUGAAGGAUUUCAGACCUAGUCGUGGGUCAUCACUCUGCCGCUCUCGCCUUUAUCGCCUACUAGUUAUUUAAAUUGGACUUUUAAUAUCCGACCAGCUGCUCUUCAGACACACAUGGUGCAUUGCUGCCAUUCCCCGGAUUGCGUCUCUGAAACACACACUCUUAGGAGCCUUCAGCGAACAAAGAGGCCACCUCCCGGUACAGCUACUGGGAGGGAGUCAUCCUGACCGCCCCCUAGCCUUGGCCGGAUCUGGAUUUGAAUCCUACCAUGGAACCUCGAAUGGAGUCCUGUCUGGCCCAGGUGCUGCAGAAGGAUGUGGGGAAACGGCUGCAGGUUGGCCAGGAGCUCAUAGACUAUUUCUCGGACAAGCAGAAGUCUGCUGACCUUGAGCAUGACCAGACCAUGUUAGAUAAGCUUGUGGACGGACUCGCUACCUCUUGGGUGAACUCUAGCAAUUACAAGGUGGUUCUACUGGGCAUGGACAUCCUGUCUGCACUGGUGACAAGGCUGCAGGACCGGUUCAAGGCGCAAAUUGGCACAGUGUUGCCAAGUCUAAUAGACAGACUGGGAGAUGCUAAGGACUCCGUGAGGGAGCAAGACCAAGCCCUGCUGCUAAAGAUCAUGGACCAAGCUGCUAACCCCCAGUACGUGUGGGACAGGAUGCUCGGAGGUUUCAAACACAAGAACUUCCGCACGAGAGAGGGCAUCUGCCUCUGCCUUAUUGCAACACUCAAUGCCUCUGGGGCACAGACUCUAACACUAAGCAAGAUUGUGCCACAUAUAUGUAACUUACUGGGAGACCCCAACAGCCAGGUUAGAGAUGCAGCGAUAAACAGUCUGGUGGAGAUUUACAGACAUGUAGGCGAACGUGUGCGGGCAGACCUCAGUAAGAAAGGGUUGCCACAGUCCCGGUUGAAUGUCAUUUUUACAAAAUUUGAUGAAGUCCAAAAGUCUGGAACUAUGAUACAGUCUGCAAAUGAUAAGAAUUUUGAUGAUGAGGAUUCUGUGGAUGGAAACAGGCCUUCUUCUGCCAGCUCCUCCUCAUCCAAGGCUCCAUCUAGUUCCCGAAGGAAUGUUAGCAUGGGGACCCGUCGGCUUGUGUCAUCUAGUCUCGGAUCUAAGUCUUCAGCUGCAAAAGAAGGUGCUGGCGCUGUGGAUGAAGAGGACUUCAUUAAAGCCUUUGAUGAUGUGCCCGUAGUGCAGAUUUACUCCAGCCGAGACCUCGAGGAAUCGAUAAACAAAAUCAGAGAAAUCCUGUCGGAUGACAAGCAUGACUGGGAACAGAGGGUCAAUGCUCUAAAAAAGAUGAGGUCGUUACUCUUGGCUGGAGCUGCCGAGUACGAUAACUUCUUUCAACACUUGCGUCUUCUGGAUGGAGCCUUCAAACUCUCUGCUAAGGACCUGCGGUCUCAGGUAGUGCGGGAAGCUUGCAUCACAUUGGGGCAUCUGUCGUCAGUUCUGGGAAACAAGUUUGAUCAUGGAGCUGAAGCCAUUAUGCCAACUAUCUUUAAUUUAAUCCCAAACAGUGCCAAAAUUAUGGCUACUUCUGGUGUUGUAGCUGUCAGGCUAAUCAUUCGGCACACGCACAUCCCUCGGCUAAUUCCUGUCAUAACAAGCAACUGUACCUCGAAGUCUGUCGCAGUUAGAAGGCGCUGUUUUGAAUUUUUAGAUUUGCUUUUACAAGAAUGGCAGACACAUUCACUGGAAAGACACAUAUCAGUAUUAGCGGAAACGAUAAAGAAAGGAAUCCACGAUGCCGAUUCUGAAGCAAGAAUAGAAGCCAGAAAAUGCUACUGGGGUUUCCACAGUCACUUCAGCCGAGAAGCAGAGCACUUGUACCACACGCUGGAGUCCUCCUACCAGAAGGCCCUGCAGUCGCACCUGAAGAACUCGGACAGCAUCGUGUCUCUGCCUCAGUCAGACCGAUCCUCGUCCAGCUCUCAGGAGAGUCUCAACCGGCCCCUUUCUGCCAAGAGAAGUCCCACCGGCAGCACCACAUCCAGAGCCUCUACAGUUAGUACCAAAUCUGUGUCAACGACAGGAUCCCUCCAGCGAUCUCGAAGCGAUAUUGACGUGAACGCAGCAGCCAGUGCCAAAUCCAAGGUCUCCUCAUCCUCGGGCUCCACCGCCUUCAGCUCUGCAGCAGCAUUGCCUCCAGGGUCCUAUGCAUCUUUAGACGGUACUACCAGUAAAGCGGAGGGUCGGAUCCGUACCAGACGGCAAAGCUCUGGGAGUGCCACCAAUGUCGCCUCCACACCCUCGGAUAGUCGGGGCCGCAGUCGCGCCAAAGUGGUUUCACAGUCUCAGCGAUCCAGAUCUGCUAACCCCGCUGGUGCUGGCAGCCGGUCAAGUUCCCCAGGGAAGCUGUUGGGAAGCGGCUAUGGUGGACUUGCUGGGGGUUCCUCAAGAGGCCCACCUGUAACACUGUCUUCAGAAAAACGAAGCAAGAUCCCCAGGAGUCAGGGAUGUAGCCGCGAAACAAGUCCUAACCGGAUUGGAUUAGCACGGAGCAGCCGUAUCCCCCGACCCAGCAUGAGUCAGGGGUGCAGCCGCGAUACCAGCCGUGAGAGCAGCCGCGAUACAAGCCCUGCUCGGGGCUUCGCUCCACUCGCCUCUCGACGUCAUUCCAGGUCCACUAGUGCUCUCUCCACUGCUGAAUCUGUUGGGCAGUCAGAUCGGUUUGGGCUGGGCCAGUCAGGAAGAAUCCCUGGUUCCGUGAAUGCCAUGCGAGUAUUGAGCACCAGCACAGACCUAGAAGCUGCCGUGGCUGAUGCGCUGCUGUUAGGAGACUCCAGGAGCAAGAAGAAGCCUGUGAGGAGGAGGUACGAGCCCUAUGGAAUGUACUCUGACGAUGACGCCAACAGCGACGCCUCCAGCGUGUGCUCUGAGCGCUCCUACGGCUCCAGGAAUGGUGGCAUUCCUCAUUAUCUGCGGCAGACUGAGGACGUAGCCGAAGUUCUCAAUCACUGUGCUAGUUCCAACUGGUCCGAAAGGAAAGAGGGGCUCCUGGGCCUGCAGAACUUACUGAAGAGCCAAAGAACACUGAGUCGAGUAGAAUUGAAGAGAUUGUGUGAGAUUUUCACCCGAAUGUUUGCUGAUCCUCACAGCAAGAGAGUUUUCAGUAUGUUUCUGGAGACCCUUGUGGAUUUUAUAAUCAUUCAUAAGGAUGACUUGCAAGACUGGCUUUUCGUCCUUCUCACACAAUUACUGAAGAAAAUGGGAGCAGACUUACUUGGAUCUGUGCAAGCGAAAGUUCAGAAGGCAUUGGAUGUCACCAGGGAUUCUUUUCCAUUUGAUCAACAAUUCAACAUUUUAAUGAGAUUUAUUGUGGAUCAGACUCAAACUCCAAACCUCAAGGUCAAAGUCGCAAUCCUGAAAUACAUCGAGUCUCUGGCCAGGCAGAUGGAUCCCACAGAUUUUGUAAACUCCAGUGAAACAAGGCUUGCUGUUUCUAGAAUCAUAACGUGGACUACAGAACCAAAGAGUUCAGACGUGAGAAAGGCAGCACAGAUUGUGCUCAUCUCUCUGUUUGAAUUGAACACUCCUGAAUUUACCAUGUUACUUGGUGCCUUGCCAAAAACAUUCCAGGAUGGUGCCACCAAACUCCUGCAUAACCACCUCAAGAACUCCAGUAACACUGGUGUGGGAUCCCCAAGCAAUACAAUUGGCCGGACGCCUUCCCGACACCCCAGCAGCAGGACCAGCCCCCUGACCUCACCCACCAACUGUUCCCAUGGGGGACUAUCUCCAAGUCGGUUGUGGGGUUGGAGUGCCGAUGGGCUAUCGAAGCCCCCACCUCCCUUUUCUCAGCCUAACUCCAUUCCCACCGCUCCCUCCCACAAGACUCUCAGGCGCUCUUACUCUCCCAGCAUGCUGGACUAUGAUACAGAAAACCUGAACUCUGAAGAAAUCUACAGCUCUUUGCGUGGAGUUACAGAAGCCAUCGAAAAGUUCAGCUUCCGAAGCCAAGAGGACCUAAAUGAGCCGAUUAAGCGUGAUGGCAAGAAGGACUGUGAUAUCGUGUCCCGAGAUGGGGGAGCAGCCUCACCUGCCACCGAGGGCCGGGGAGGUGGUGAGGUGGAAGGAGGCAGGAUGGCUUUGGACAACAAGACCUCCCUGCUCAACACGCAGCCUCCACGUGCCUUCCCGGGGCCACGAGCACGGGAGUAUAACCCGUAUCCCUACUCGGACACCAUCAACACCUACGACAAGACGGCGCUGAAGGAGGCGGUGUUUGACGACGACAUGGAGCAGCUCCGAGACGUGCCCAUUGACCACUCGGACCUGGUGGCUGACUUGCUGAAAGAGCUAUCCAACCACAACGAGCGUGUGGAGGAGCGGAAGGGUGCACUGCUGGAGCUGCUCAAGAUCACCAGGGAGGACAGCCUGGGCGUGUGGGAGGAGCACUUUAAGACCAUCCUGCUGCUGCUGCUGGAAACUCUAGGGGACAAGGACCAUUCCAUUCGAGCUCUGGCACUGAGAGUUUUACGGGAGAUUCUGAGAAACCAACCAGCAAGAUUCAAAAACUACGCAGAACUGACGAUCAUGAAGACCCUGGAAGCCCACAAAGACUCCCACAAAGAGGUGGUGAGGGCUGCCGAGGAGGCUGCAUCCACACUAGCCAGCUCCAUCCACCCCGAGCAGUGCAUCAAAGUGCUGUGCCCAAUCAUCCAGACGGCCGACUACCCCAUCAACCUGGCUGCCAUCAAGAUGCAGACAAAAGUGGUGGAGAGGAUCACCAAGGAAUCCUUGCUGCAGCUCCUUGUCGACAUCAUCCCAGGCCUGCUGCAGGGUUACGACAACACUGAGAGCAGUGUACGGAAGGCCAGCGUGUUUUGCUUAGUGGCAAUCUAUUCCGUAAUCGGAGAAGAUCUGAAACCUCACCUUGCACAGCUCACAGGGAGCAAGAUGAAGCUACUCAACCUUUAUAUCAAGAGGGCCCAGACCACCAACAGCAACAGCAGCUCCUCCUCCGAUGUGUCCACACACAGCUAGUGGCCGUGCCGGUCUGCGCAGACCCACAUGGUGGUGCCUCUGAGAAGCCCAUCAGCCGUCUAGUCCUUCGGGGGGCCGCACAUAAUUUAUUACAAUCAGUAUUUUGGUCCCUU
Microtus ochrogaster (prairie vole) is the source of this 5232-nucleotide messenger RNA. It is a transcript of the gene Clasp1, whose product is annotated as cytoplasmic linker associated protein 1. The record is from RefSeq and is a predicted model, not a curated record. Gene Ontology annotation, cellular component: spindle microtubule; mitotic spindle; basal cortex. Lineage: Eukaryota; Metazoa; Chordata; Mammalia; Rodentia; Cricetidae. Gene Ontology annotation, biological process: mitotic spindle assembly; establishment of mitotic spindle localization. The coding region runs from base 392 to 5119 and encodes 1575 amino acids. Gene Ontology annotation, molecular function: kinetochore binding; microtubule binding. The transcript is spliced from 43 exons.